AUGGGGAAUGCGGCACACAAGGUGAUGAAGAAUGAGGGAGCCGCAACACUCUCACCGGGGGUCGAAGAUCUGCUAUCAGAGGCGGUAUCCGGCGAUGCAGGAACGCUCCUCAUCGAAUAUGUCCCUUUCGGCGUUAUUAACUCGAUUACGCCCACCACCAAUCCGACAUCGACGGUGAUUAAUCACGCGAUUGUGAUGUUAUCGGCAGGGAAUGCUGUCGUGUUCAGUCCGCACCCAAAUGCGCGCGACUGUACCGAAGCAACGAUGCACGUUCUCAACGAAGCAAUCGUCACGGCAGGGGGGUCCCGCCAACCUGCUCACCUCGGUUGA
Messenger RNA from Geodia barretti, 330 nucleotides. NCBI's taxonomy places the organism in Eukaryota, Metazoa, Porifera, Demospongiae, Tetractinellida, Geodiidae. The record is from the annotation of a GenBank genome assembly.